AUGUCAAAGAAAGAGGUAGCUACUUUUGCUGCUGGUUGUUUUUGGGGAGUUGAACAUAUUUUUCGUAAACAUUUUAAAGAUAUCGAAGCACGAGUUGGUUAUAUUGGUGGAACAUCAGAAAAUCCAACUUAUAGACAGGUCUGCUCCAAAACAACGGGUCAUGCUGAGGCCUGCAAAAUCGAAUUUGAUCCGACGAAAGUUUCGUAUGCUACAUUAGUUGAAUUUUUCUACAAGACUCAUGAUCCAACAACCUUAAAUAAGCAAGGAAAUGACACUGGAAAUCAGUACCGUUCCGCUAUAUUUUAUUAUUCUCCUGAACAAAAAGAGAUUGCUGAGCAAGUAACAAAACAGGUUCAAGAAAAACUUGACAGUAGUAAACCAGGUUCAUUAUAUUCAGGCUCAAAAAUCGUUACAGAAAUUGUCGAGGCUAGUGAAUGGUACGAUGCUGAAGAUUAUCAUCAAGAUUUUAACGAUACUUUUACCGUCACGUCGCCAAACCUCAAUUUUGCGGAAAAAGCUUGGACUGCUUGGUUCAAUUCUUUCGAAAAUGAGGUUGUCGCCACCGCUCUAAUAGCUUUCAUUAUGCAUGAAGUUGUUUAUUUUGGGCGUUGUGUACCCUUUUGGAUCGCUGACUUAAUACCCUUUUUCCGAAAGUACAAGAUUCAAGCUAAUAAAUCUAAUACAGUAGCAGAACAUUGGCAAUGUCUUAAAUCUGUUCUUUUUGCUCAUUUUUGUGUUGAACUCCCAUUAAUUUUCAGUUUUCAUCCCGUGGCUACAAUGUUCGGAUUGGAAAUAACCACAGUUCCAUUCCCUCAAUGGCAAAAAAUGACAUAUCAAGUUGCUUUGUUUUUUCUUUUUGAGGAUACAUUCCACUAUUGGUUUCAUCGUUUAUUACAUUAUGGUCCUUUUUAUAAGUAUAUUCAUAAACAACAUCAUGAAUAUUCUGCUCCUUUCGGACUGACAGCCGAAUAUGCUCAUCCAAUCGAAGUAAUUAUCUUGGGCGCUGGAACUAUUGGAGGUCCGCUUUUAUGGGUUUCAAUUACUCAUGAUCUUCAUCUUAUUACUGUUUUCAUUUGGAUCAGUUUACGUCUGUUUCAAACUAUUGAUGCACAUUCUGGCUAUGAUUUCCCAUGGUCACUUCGUCAUUUCAUUCCGUUCUGGGCGGGCGCCGAACAUCACGAUUAUCAUCAUAUGGCAUUUGUUAAUUGCUUUUCUACUUCGUUUAGAUGGUGGGAUUAUUUAAUGGGCACUGAUUUAAAAUACAGAGCUUACAGAGAAAAGAAGGAAGCAGAGCUCAAGAACAGUGGAAAGGCAAAAGUAAAAGCCAACUGA
Molecule: messenger RNA, 1332 nt
Organism: Dentiscutata erythropus
Lineage: Eukaryota; Fungi; Glomeromycota; Glomeromycetes; Diversisporales; Gigasporaceae
Source: the annotation of a GenBank genome assembly